This is a messenger RNA of Rotaria sp. Silwood1, 936 nucleotides long. NCBI's taxonomy places the organism in Eukaryota, Metazoa, Rotifera, Eurotatoria, Philodinida, Philodinidae. The record is from the annotation of a GenBank genome assembly.
AUGAAAUCAAUAUUUAUGUCUACUCCAUAUUUUUGUUUCAUUUUAGUUCCAUUACGUGCAAGUUUCAUUGAUAUUCAUCCGAAUGCAACAUGGUCAAAGGAUGGUAUCACUGUUGCUGGAGUAAAUAGACCAGGCAGUAGAACCAAUCAACUCUAUGCCCCAUUGGGUUUGUACGUCGACGAUGAUCAAACGAUUUAUGUAGCUGAUCAACGUAAUAACCGUAUUGUGGAAUGGAAAUCUGGUGCAACGAAUGGCACGGUGGUUGCUGGUGGAAAUGGAGAAGGAAAUGGAGCUCAUCAAUUACAUUUCCCACGAGAUGUGAUUAUCGACAGAGAGAGCGAUAGUCUCAUCAUCAGCGAUUAUGAGAAUAAAAGAGUAGUUCGUUGGCCUCGUCGAAAUGGUACUCGUGGAGAAACAAUUAUUUCCGAUAUCGCUUGCGUUGGUUUGACAAUGGAUGACAAUGGUUUUCUCUAUGUCGCUGACGCUGAAAUACAUGCAGUGAGACGAUAUAAAAUUGGUGACACUAAAGGAACGGUGGCUGCAGGUGGCAAUGGAAAAGGAACUCGUCUCGAUCAACUCUUCAAUCCCCACUACGUAUUUGUCGAUCGAGAUUAUUCAGUUUAUGUGUCUGAUUGGAAGAAUAAUCGUGUAAUGAAAUGGAAAGAAGGUGCAACACAAGGCAUUGUCGUAACCGGUAGUCAAGGACAAGGAAAUAGUCUUACACAAUUGCAUGAACCUGAAGGACUCGUUGUCGAUCAAUUGGGUACUGUCUAUGUGGCUGAUCAUUGGUAUCAUCGAAUCAUGCGUUGGCCAAAAGGAGCCACACAAGAAAGUGUCAUUGUUGGUGGAAACGGCGCAGGAGCAAAGUCGAAUCAACUCAAAGUUCCUAUAGGUUUAUCAUUCGAUCGACAUGGCAGUCUCUAUCAGAGAUGUUGA